Dioscorea cayenensis subsp. rotundata (Guinea yam) is the source of this 1948-nucleotide messenger RNA. RefSeq lists its product as uncharacterized. The coding region runs from base 161 to 1792 and encodes 543 amino acids. The record is from RefSeq and is a predicted model, not a curated record. Gene Ontology annotation, cellular component: plasmodesma; plasma membrane. The transcript has 9 exons. NCBI's taxonomy places the organism in Eukaryota, Viridiplantae, Streptophyta, Magnoliopsida, Dioscoreales, Dioscoreaceae.
UGAUCUUUUUCUUUUUUGUUUCCUGCUCUCUGUUGCCUUUUGUGUUCUUCACACCUUCAAGAAAGGUGUUAUUCCUUCAUUUAAUAAAGAUAACUUUUUGUCUCCCAUUGUUUUUGCUUCAUUGCUCUCUCAAGGUUGGGGAGUUGGGGUGGAGAGAAGCAUGGCAUUCUCUGGGAUUCAUGCCUGUGUCCUGUUGCCAUUACUGUUUCUCUUGUGUUUUUCUUGUUUUGAUUUUUCUUUUGCUGUUCAUGAGCCUCACUUCAGACAUACUCCAGAUGUUGGAGAAACUCAUUCGAUUUCAUGGAGAUUUCUUGCUGAAGAAUCUCCGAGCUCAACCAAUCUGUCCACAAAUGCUUCUUUCCUCCUUGCUGCCAAAAGGACUCACCGGAGAGACCCUUUGAAUGACUACAAGCAUUACACCGGUGGCUGGAAUAUCAGUAACAAGCAUUAUUGGGCUUCUGUGGGUUUUAAUGCUGCCCCGCUCUUCGUCAUCGCUGCAGUAUGGUUCUUGGGUUUUGGAUUGAUCCUCUUUUGCAUCUCUUGCUAUUAUUGUUGUUGUCCGAGGAGAAGCUAUUCGUAUUCUCGCACAGCUUAUGCUCUCUCUCUUAUUCUUCUCAUUCUCUUCACUUGUGCCGCAAUUAUUGGAUGCAUUUUUCUAUACACCGGGCAGGGGAAAUUUCACAGCAGCACGUCUGGAACUUUGGAUUACGUCGUGAGCCAGGCGAACUUUACUGUUGAAAAUCUUCAAAACUUUUCAGAUAUUUUAUCUGACUCGAAGAAGGCGGGUGUGAAUCAAGUAUUUCUUCCAAGUGAUAUGGUGCAAAAGAUUGAUGACAUCGAUAAAAAGCUUAACACAUCUGCUACUGAGUUAUCUACUCGGGUAACUAACAAUUCAAAGAAAAUCAACGACACUCUUGAUACAGUGAGAUUGGCUUUGAUCAUUGUUGCGGCGGUCAUGCUCCUUCUAACUUUCCUUGGCUUCUUGUUUUCUGUGCUUGGAUUGCAGUUCCUUGUCUACAUUUUAGUUAUUGUGGGUUGGGUUUUGGUUGCCGGAACAUUUAUCUUGUGCGGUAUUUUCUUGAUUUUCCACAAUGUGGUUGCCGACACAUGCGUUGCAAUGCAUGAAUGGGUUGCUCAUCCACAAUCUCACACGGCACUUGAUGACAUUCUUCCGUGUGUCGACAUCGCCACUGCCAACGAAUCCUUGUACCAGAGCAAAGAAGUAACUAGUCAGCUUGUAAGCGUCGUCAAUCAAGCCAUUAACAAUGUCAUCAACAAGAACUUCCCUUCUAACGCGCCACCUUUAUACUACAACCAGUCGGGUCCUUUGGUUCCCGCUCUUUGCAGCCCUUACACGCAAAGCUUGAACAAUCGUACUUGCAAGGCCGGAGAAGUCGAUUUCAGUAAUGCGUCACAGGUGUGGCAGAAUUAUGUAUGCAAGACGACGGUUGUAUCGGGGAAUGAAAUAUGUUCAACUGUGGGUCGAAUCACGCCGAACAUUUACGGUCAAAUGACAAUUGCUGUUAAUUUGAGCAAUGGACUUGAACAGUAUGUACCAUUUCUUGUUGCGCUACAAGAUUGUACCUUUGUGAGGCAGACAUUUACGACGAUAAAUGAAAACAACUGCCCUGGCCUCGGUCGGUACACCAAAUGGAUCUAUGUUGGUUUGGCGAUGGUUUCUUCAGCGGUGAUGCUUUCUUUGAUCUUUUGGGUGUUGUAUGCCCGGGAAAGGCGACACCGGGCAUAUGGCAAGCAGUUUAUUGCGCGAUCUCAUGAAGAUAAAGGGUAUUGAGUUUAUCACUUUGAAUGUGUGUUUUUGUUGUACAUUGUAGAUUGAUGAGUGUGUAUGGUUUGGAAAUGUUCCAUCCUCUGGAAUGUAGAAUUUGUGAGCUGAUCUUUUACUGACAAUUUAGUGUGAACAGGUGAUGAUUAGUUUGUGUAUUUCUCA